UUAAUAAAUUAUAUUAAUAUAUUAUUAAAUUAUUAGGUACUUAAAAUGCUCUUUGUAUAUCUGAUAAAUUUCAUGUGGUGUUGGGUACUCUUUCAAGUAGUCGUACUUUAUAGAUAUUUUAAAACAGGAGAUAAUGAGCUUCCAAAAUGGUAUAAACAUGUCUAUUUUUGCGCUCAUCUUCUCAGUUACGGUCAUAGCGCUAUUAAUCCAAUAGUAUAUCAAGCAAGUAAUGAAAACUUUCGUAAAGCAGCACGUUUGACAUUUCCUUGCCUUUUUCGAACAAAUCGUAUUGUUCCUAACGUUAAUAAUAAUAAUAAUAAUAAUAAUAAUCAAAUGCAACAACGUAUUGAAGUUGCAGCAAAUUGUAACGGAAUUCAAAAUGAUAAAGUAAAAUAGUGAUCAACCAUUAAAAAAAUAUGUACAGUACAUUUAGUUUAUUUAUAAAAUUAUCUUUGCUUUUGUAGAUAUAUAAAACUGUAAAUAAAAAUUCAG
Centruroides sculpturatus (bark scorpion) is the source of this 492-nucleotide messenger RNA. RefSeq names its product G-protein coupled receptor 54-like. NCBI's taxonomy places the organism in Eukaryota, Metazoa, Arthropoda, Arachnida, Scorpiones, Buthidae. Gene Ontology annotation, cellular component: membrane. Gene Ontology annotation, biological process: neuropeptide signaling pathway. The record is from RefSeq and is a predicted model, not a curated record. Bases 46 to 396 code for a protein of 116 amino acids. The transcript has 2 exons. Gene Ontology annotation, molecular function: neuropeptide receptor activity.